CAAAUUCAAAGUUUUACUAACCUACAAAUCGCAAAUGGCGCAAUUGAAAGAAAGCAGCUCGAAAUUCUGGAAUCUCGAUAAUUUUGAUGGGCGGUUUAAAACGGAGUGUGGUCACAUCUACACAUUACUGGGGAGGUUUUUUCGGGUGCAUAAGAGUAUGAUGGUACUGAUGACUUUACAGUAUGUCCUACGCAAAAUUAUUUUCAAAUCUGACUUACCUCUAACUAUUACUUAUGGAGAAAGUCAAGGUUUCUCGCCAAAAGUGGAUUUUAUCCUUUUUGUGUUUCACUGUGUUGCGACUUUUACGGUGCUUCAUGUUAUAGUUGGGUUUGAUGGCUUGUUCUUUUAUUUUAUCGGGCAUAUUUUGUCUGAGGUGAAAAUGCUUCAAAGUGCUUUCAAGAUUGUGCAGUUCAAGGAUAACGAUUUAGUGAUUUCUAUUAAACAUCAUCAGUUUGUUUUGAGCUAUAUUCACAGUAUGAAUCAAGUUUACUCAAACUUGCUUCUCCACCAACACGUAAGCUGCUUGUUUGGUAUAUGUUUUGGGUUAUUUUUAUUAUCAGAAGAUGGAAUGCCUCCAGAUUUAAGUCAUAUGUGUAAAUAUAUACCAUACAUUUUGUCGUUUACUGUACAAACUUUCACGUUUUGUGUUAUUGGAUCUCUGAUUAUUAGUUGGACUUCAGAAAUUGCAGAUGCUAUUUUUUACAACGGAUGGGAUAAAUCUGAGGCUUAUGGGUACAAACAUGAAAAAAUUUUUGCAAUAAAUCGUGCUCAAGUAGCGACUAAACUAACACUCGGAGGAUUUGGAAAGUUAGAUUUAAUUAGCUUCACUUUGGUAAGAAAUUUAAAAUUUGAAAAUGAGUUGAAUCAUUGUGUUUUACAUUUUCAGGUUGUAAAAAACGCUUAUUCGUUUUUUACCUUUAUCAACACGAUCCAAGAUGAGUAAAUAUUUUGACAAUAAUGAAUAAUGAAAUUUAAUUUUUCAAUUCGGGACACCACAAGUGUGUAGACGUCAACUGAAUUUCUAUAAUUCUAUUAAUCACGUAGAACAGGCCAUGACAUUUUUUACAUUGAUAUGUCUGAUUUGACUUAUUAUUAUCAAUUACACGUUAUAAAAGAAAUAGUGUAAUGUAGUUUUUCAAUCAAUAUAUUUAAUUAAAUUCAUUUACCAAAUACAUCAGCAGUAAUUAUCUCAGGAUCUUCAUUAACUUACAGAGCAGGGGCAGAAUUACAGUUAUCUUCAUUACAAACAUUACAUUCGUUAACUGUAAUAA
This is a messenger RNA of Zophobas morio, 1271 nucleotides long. RefSeq names its product odorant receptor 98a-like. Gene Ontology annotation, cellular component: plasma membrane. The record is from RefSeq and is a predicted model, not a curated record. Bases 35 to 943 code for a protein of 302 amino acids. NCBI's taxonomy places the organism in Eukaryota, Metazoa, Arthropoda, Insecta, Coleoptera, Tenebrionidae. Gene Ontology annotation, biological process: detection of chemical stimulus involved in sensory perception of smell; sensory perception of smell. The transcript has 3 exons. Gene Ontology annotation, molecular function: odorant binding; olfactory receptor activity.